UUUCUUCGGGGCCAACUGCGUGAGAGAGUGCCGCGCCACAGCCUAUCCAUCAUUAAAAUUCGCUAAUUUCCCACCAACCACCAGUCUAAAAAUCCUUUCAUUCUUCAUCCCGACUUCAUUACUGAUCCGAUCUGGAAAUCCAGAUCGGGAAUUUUGCCGUCAACUCCACGCCGAACUUCACCGCCUUCGGGCGCCAUCGUCUCUUCCGGUGGAGACGAAAAACGAAAGGAUCCACAACCAUUGUUUGCAGUUAUGGCCAGUUUUCUCGAUUUUCUGCAGGUCAACAAGCAUAAGACAUUCCGUCCGAAAAAGAAGUUUCCACAAGGUACACUCCGCUACAGUCUUCACAAACAAGCAGAAGCAACUCUUCAUUCGGGUGUAGAUCUUCGUCAUGCUGUCAAACUGCCACCAAGUGAGAACUUUGAUGAUUGGCUGGCUGUACAUACUGUUGACUUUUUCAAUCGAAUUAAUUUGAUGUAUGGAACGAUUUCUGAUGUAUGCACUCGUGAAUCUUGCCCAACUAUGUGUGGAGGAUCCCGUUAUGAAUAUUUGUGGCAGGAUGGUAUUGAGUAUAAAAAACCGACAAGACUCCCUGCUCCGCAGUACAUGCAGCUGCUAAUGGAUUGGAUUGAAGUUCGCAUUAAUGAUGAGCACAUCUUCCCAUCAAGCACAAAUGUAUCAUUUCCAAAAGAUUUCCGUCAAAUUUGCAAAAAGAUUCUCACUCGCUUGUUCCGUGUCUUCGUGCACGUCUACAUUCAUCAUUUCGAUCGGAUUCGAGAAUUGGGUGCUGAACCACACGCCAAUACCCUUUAUAAACAUUUUUACUUUUUUGUGACUGAAUAUGGAAUGGUGUCCACUAAAGAAUUGGAGGCAUUGAAAGACAUGACUGAACGUCUUCUGGAGCCAUCAAAUCGCCGAGCUCCAAUUCCUUCUGCCAACGCAUUCCGGUCAUGAUUUUUGUUCCAUUUCAUGUCAUUCUUCUUCUUUUUCCUGAAUACCAGUCAUUUUCGGUUGUGAACCAUCACUGUUUCUGCUUUCUGUCUCAAUUAAAGUGCAACUUUUCCAUGUUCAGUUCAACUUGUACUUCUCAUUCUCUCCGUAUUCCCAACGAUUUAUCGCAUGUAAACAGUAUUCAUCCAAAUCGUUUCCCCUCUAUUUCUACUUGCCUUCCCCGUUUCUUUGUUUCUUUAUGAUGCAAAGACUUCCCGCCAAAGUGAUUUCAUUUUUUUUUUUUUAAUGAUUUCAUUUUUUUUUAUUUCUCGAAAAAAACUUUUAUUG
Molecule: messenger RNA, 1278 nt
Organism: Caenorhabditis elegans
Lineage: Eukaryota; Metazoa; Nematoda; Chromadorea; Rhabditida; Rhabditidae
Gene: mob-3
Product: MOB kinase activator-like 3
Exons: 7
Coding region: 253-954 (233 amino acids)
Source: RefSeq, marked reviewed